Porites lobata is the source of this 16730-nucleotide messenger RNA. The record is from the annotation of a GenBank genome assembly. NCBI's taxonomy places the organism in Eukaryota, Metazoa, Cnidaria, Anthozoa, Scleractinia, Poritidae.
AUGGAGGAGAUCAAACAAAAAGAUUCAGAGAAAAAGAAAAGAGGUCGGCCCUCAUAUCGGACGUUACCCUUUUUGUGCCGGGUCUGUGAAGGAAAUGUUUUCCCGGAAAGCAAAGCCUAUUACAGCACCUACUACAGUCUUGUAUCGGCAAAUGCGAAGAAGCUCAACGUCUUUGCGAGAAUCAAAGGCCUUUUCGGUGUCUUGGAGGAACAUGAAGCAGAUGGAUCGUACAUCGUCUGUAAAAUGUGCUUCAGAAAAAUGGAACGUUAUGAAGCAACUUUUAAAGAAUUGACCUCCAUAAGAGACAUUUAUCAAAGUAAUGUGGCCCGAUGGAAAAACCAAGGGCUUAUUCGAAACGAAGCUCGAAGUCAACGGACCAAAGCAUGCACGAGUGAUCAUGAGUUGCCGGGCGCUAGUAUUGACGAAGGAAGAUCCCGUUCUUCACCUUGUACUGAUGGAGAAAAAACUUCACUGGACUCCUCAAUAAAGCCAAAUAGCGAAACAUCGCUCGAUGAAACUACCGCUACGGGUAAUAGAGCAAAAAAUCCGUUGCAAAGCCAAAUGACGAAUGAGACAGGGUCAUGUUUUCAAACUGCGGAGGCCAACACAACGUUGCAUAGGAAGAAGAGAGGGAGACCGUCGCAGACAAAUUCAUCGCCGUUGUGUCGGGUGUGUGCAACAAAAGUAUUAACGAUUCGCGGUUAUUACUGCGGUUACUACAAUCUUUUUUCGGCAAAAUCGAUGGAACAAAAUCUCUUUUCAAGAAUCACAGGGCUUUUCGGUGAUGGAGAAGAUGAUAAAUCCCUAGGACCUCACUUUCUGUGCAAGAAAUGCCUCAGGAAAGUUGAGCGAUAUGAAGCGUGUUUUAAAGAACUGAUUUCAUUAAGAGAAGCGUACCAAAAAAAUUUAGCCCGCUGGAGAAAUAGAGUUCAAAGUUCUCAAAAAUCGCCGCCAAGUCUAAUUUCUUCGCCAGGUGAUAGUGACAGCCUCACAUCAACUGUCAAACCAUCAGUCAGUGAAAGGUCAACUGUUUCUACUGAACAAGCGGCUUAUUUCCUUGAAAAUGAAAACAUGAAGCAGUCAAUCGAUUCUGGAAAAGCACAGGUGAGAGGAUAUGUUUAUUUUUCCUCCUUUGUUAUUUUGUUUUAUUAAAUUCCACUGUACUCACUAAUGUCCUUCACUCCUAAGUUAUAUUUUCGAUUCUAUUUUGCCCCCAACCAAGGUCAAAAUUGCGGCGAAGUGAUCUUUGGAGAAAACUACCAAUUCACUAUUACACACAAUUUUAACACAAACGUAUUAAAACGUAACCGUGGGUUAUCUUAACCCAGCUUUGAACAACUCGGCCCAGAGGUCUGUUCCAGAUUCUCGAGAGACGCUGUCACAGUGAUAUGGGCAUCCCCGCGUUUUGGGCAUCCCCAUUCCCAAAACGCUGAUCGCUUCGACUUUGCCUAAAUUAUUUCAGACUGGGGAAAAGUCGUUAGUCGGGAUUGUCAAUCACGAAUUUACGGCUGAAAAGUGUAGGUGCGUGUAAGAAUUAUAUCGUCUGACACUUUUCGUCGGGUUUAUUGCGUAGAAAAAAAAACCCAUAGGCACUAAACGUUGGCUCAAAGCAUGACGGGACUGAAAUAACAUCGCGUCGCUUCGCUGUACAACUCUUCAUUAUUUGCGAAGCUUCAAUUUUAUUUAAUAGAACUGUUUACAAGCGAGCAAUGCCGCAAUCGCCGGCAGCAGCGAUCGUCUGAUUCCAAACAGACAAAAACAAGAACACUAAACAAGCAAUCAAAAGACAAACAUGAAUAAAACUGCGUUUUGCGGUGUUGAAUUCAUAGCAUGCAUGACAUGUGAGGCCCGUUCAACUUAACGCCGCAGCGCUACUUGACACACGAAAGGCUGUCACACAAUUUAUACAGAGGCCUCUUGCACAUACGAGACAGAAGAAAUCUGUUGCCGUUUUGAGCUGUAGUAGGGCCUUCUUUUUUGUCUAAGGAGAAGAAAACAACUACUAGUGAAAGCAAAAAAAACAAAAAAACAACUGAAAAUGUAGUUAUGAUAAAUGGACGCUCCAAUGAUGGUCACAAGAAGAGAUGUUGUGCUUGGCGCACACAAAAAAAUAUUUCUGACGUUGCGGGCGUGACAGCCGGCGUGACAUAAAUGGAUGUGGGUCAACUGACAGAAAAUCUGUCUUCUUGACCCUUCAGAAAUAUAACUUCUCAUCUUUGUUCACAUAACAUAAUAACAAACGGGAGCUAUAAUAAGGACUCCGGUUUACAAUGCCCCCUCUACCAAAAGAUGCAAUUAUGCCUCACCCUUUCAAAGAAGAACACUGAAAACCAAAGAAAUUUAGUAUACUGUUUUCGAUUAUCAACGCGGGCAUUUUAAAAACCACGAUCAAGAGGAUGCAUUGGCAAAUAAAUAAAAUUUGUAACUAACCAUUUCCAUCGUGUCCUUGUAGUAGUCAGGCCAGUAAAACCGCUUUUUGAUUUUCCUAAGAGUAUUAUCGCGGACGGCAGCAUAGUGGCACUCUUCGAAGACCCUCUCUUCCUCGGUGAUAACAAGUCGUCGAAGCGCUGUGCCAUCCUCCUCCUUGGCCACACGUAGAACAAGGACUCUAAUUCUGAGUCAUACUCGAACUUUUUGGCAAAUUUUCGCAGAGUCGUUUUGUCUUGCUUUGUAAAGCCUUCCGGAUAAGCCUUCUUUUUAAGAUACUGGAAAACAUUUCUAUAUUUAGCGGAAGCCAUCUCUAAAACGUUUUCGAUUUUCCCGCGAAAUCCAGCAUUUUUUGGAGGGGAUGACCAAAACACUAGGGAUUUGGGCAUCCCGGGAGGGUAUCGGGGGAUGCCCAAAACGCUGCAGUAAUAUGAGAAGGGGAUGCCCAAAACGCUAGGGAUUUGGGAAUGGGGAUGCCCAAAACGCUGUGACAACGCCAUGUUUAUUUGGGGGACUGGGGCCUAGCAAUUUAGAGGAUUGGUAAUGCGUGAAAUCCAUCGCCGACGACCCCUAUGGCGCGCUGUUUGUUUUUUUUUUUAAAUUUCCGCAAAAGUGAUUAAAUAUUUAUAACCAAUGAAAAAAUUAAUUUUAAAACAAACUGCGCGCCAUAGACCCCGACGCUACAAAUUUGAGUUUUCCUUUGCCCGCAAUGAUCGCCGCCCAUCGUAUAAAUCUGGGACGCGUCGGGAAAAUAGAAACGCUCCCGAUUCUCCAGAUUUGUCCCCGUCCAUCCCAGACGAUCAGGGAUAUCUGCGAUUUCGAGUUUUCAGUAGUGGGCAAAAUCUGGGACAGUUUGGAAACAGUAAAAUUCCCGAUCGUCUGGGAUUUUCCUGACAUAUGAAAAACAGGCUUUUAUUGCCCCCGCAGGGAUUUCGCCCAGAGGCGAAAUCCCGAGGAGGCACCCUAGUAACUAGCGCGUAUAUUAAGGACAGUACUUACAGUUCAAAUAUACAGUCAGUAUAUACUAGAAAAAAUCUCGAUUUGCUCGAACUGGGGCCGCGAGGAAUCGGUAGGUAAUGAUGACGUUUCUAUUGUUUGCGCCCGCAAGUACGAAAUGGUUAGGAUGACGUAAAGACAGAAAAUUCCGAAGGGACCACUCAGGUAGAUUUUGUAACAUUUAUUGUGCAGUCAUACUUCGACACUCUUUUGUGUUACGCAGUGACAUUCUGUGGAGCAGUUGUUUUGAAAGUUUUGUAGCCUGCGUAGCAAGCAUUUCCUCGCGAGUUCGUCGAGAAAGUUGGGAAACGCUUGCUACGCAGGCUAAAAGUUAUGGACCAAAGACACUCGUUAAGCGCAGGGGAGGUUAUAAGGUGCGUUUAACUGUGUAUAUAUAAACACUUGGAGAGUUUGCAAGACACGUAUUCACAAAUCUUUGAUUUAUAUUGGAAACCUUGCUAGACACUCUUUCUCUCUCUUUGACCGGAAUAAGACUCAGCCCCAAACAAGCAAGACGAGUGAACAACGGCUAGCUUAUCACUAGCAGAUUGAUAGAUAUUUACAGAAAUUCACAGACAAUCAAAUUCUGUGCUGACUUAUUCCCUGCUCACAGAUGUCCUUCCGUUAUAAAGUUUCAAAUAAGACUAGAAUGCGCUAGCGUGAAUCGAUCAAACGUCCUUUUAAUUUCUAAGGCUUACUUUCCGGCAAAUAAAAUGUACUGAAUGUAAAAAGGGAAAGAGAAAUAGCGGAAAAUUCAACUUCUAAUUAAAUCUUUUCGUAUGGUUUAGAAUAAACUAUUCUCGAAACUGAGAAUGUAAAUGGAGCUGAAACUGUGCAUGGAACCUUGCGUUUCCUGUAUUUAUCUCACCCAUUGUAUGGAAUAUGUGUGAAAAUCUUCAUUAUGAAUCGGUAUAUUUCAAAGAGCUACACAACCAGCAAGAAUACUAUUGACCGACAAUAUACAGAACGGGGGCAGCUGUAGUGUCAACUAUUACUAGUGAUAGAUUGUAUUCGCGACUGUAACACUUCAUUUUUCUGGGCUGAUCCGGUAUGGUUUAUUCACGUGCUGGAAUUUUAGAUUUGUUUUUUGAUCUUUGGGAGCGUGACAACCCACUCCAACUUCAUGUGCUUAAAUUUUUCCACUUUGUGUUCUUGUUUUUACUUUUUCAUAUUUUAUUAUUAUCUUUUAUGAAUGGAGAAUAUCAUCAGGUUUAAUUAGCCUGCCACAUAUUAUCCAUUUAUUCCCUUCCCUUAGCUACAACCUUGGUCAAAACAUCUUGAGACACGUAAGGAAAUGAGGCGCGAAAACGCACCUCCGGGGGUAGAGGGGAGAACGAAAAUGCCUCAUUUUGACCAGCUAUUACGUUGCUGUCCCAAGAGUUUUGACCAGGGUUGUAUUGAUACUCCUCUCGCAGUCCAAAAAAGAAAAACAAGCACCUGAUCGCAGAUUAGUUCAAGGGAAGUUUCAAAAAUCUUUGUUCAUGAAUAACAGGAUCAUUGCAAUGAACGCGAAGUUUCUUCACAAAGAUUAAAAUUUUCACCCGCUUUGUGAGUAUCGCGGAAUUCGGUGAAAUUUCAAUCUGAGAUUGAUUGACAUUGCAAAAACAAGCACCUGAUCGCAGAUUAGUUCAACGGAAGUUUCAAAAAUCUUUGUUCAUGAAUAACAGGAUCAUUGCAGUAAACGCGAAGUUUCUUCACGAGGAUUAAAAUUUUCAGCCGCUUUGUGAGUAUCGCCGAAUUCGGUGAAAUUUCAAUCUGAGAUUGAUUGACAUUGUGUUUGUAAAUAUGGAAGAGUUUUGUAAAUAAGACGGAAAAUUGGCUUGAUCUUAUCUCCUUGCGCACUCGCGCAGAGGACUGGAGGCUUUAGGUUUGUCCCCAGGACUUGUUUGAAACAUCAAAAUGGCCGCCGUGUUAUUGUUUUGGGACACCAAUAUUGCCGUCGUGACGACAUGUGAAAAAUCUCUAUUAGACUGGUACCAUAUCCUGUCAAGAAUAAUCAAGGGGCAGGAAAUAUUCUAAGAUGUUUUUGGGGGAAUUUUUUUGGAAACUGGCUCGAACUUUUGCGAUUCUGUUGACCGUUCGGGACUGGGUUAUAUCUUGUGAAUUUAAGGGUCUUUAAAAAGGCUGACAUGACCGACAUACGGUAAUUUUCAUAUCAGUGAAACUCGUAAUGAAACUGCUCUGAAAAGGGGUUGCCUUCUUAUCGGCAUGAUUAUUACACGUCAAAAAAAAAAAACAUCUUGAAAGGUGUGUUUAGCAAAGCUUUUACCUCGUUUAAAUAUCGUACAUUUUCAGUUGAAAGGUCCAUGCCUAGUGAGGGUUCUUAGUUUUUGGUCCCUAGCUGGGAAAAGCCAAUAAUUUAUUUUUAAAGUUUGCCGUCUAAUGUUAUAAUUAAAGCUUUCAUUAACCUUCACUGAAAUAGUGUGCGUAUGGUAAUAACCGUUGAUUUAAGCAAAGAAACGUGCCAUGAUUUAAUGAGUUAGUUUAAAAUGUAUACUUUUUCAAACGAUUUUUUCAAUACAGCCUUUUCUGACAGUUUUUUUACAAAGCAAUAAAAAUAUGUGAAAGUGUGAAGCCGAUGGCUUGUCUCCACACUAUGAACCGAUGCCACACAAAUUGUUUUCAGAAAAAUAAGCGAGCCUUAGCACGGAUGCAAUCUUCUUUUCCGUUAUGUUUUGUCAAGUAGGAACGGUUUACGCGAACAUGUUAUGCUUGUUUCUCUUGUUUAAAGUAACCUGUUUCCGUGCAGACCAAAUAACGAAACUGAUCAUUAAAAUUCAUCCACUGAAUAACUGCCACAUAAGACAGAUCAAACAAACAUCUUCAAUGAUGGACGUUUGUAGCUGUCGAAAAUUAUAUAGACCGAUUAUGUUUCAUUUACCAUUUUGCUAUUGAAUCGGGAAUUGGCUUCUUUUUGUUACGGAGAAACAUUUGAAAGUCUUCAAAUUUGUGGAGAGAUUGGAGGUAAUGCCCCAAUAUUUAACAAACGAGCUUUCCAAAGUAAAAGAAAAUAUUGCUGCAGAAACGGGCUUCAAUUUCCAUUCUGGUUUGAAUACAGGAUAGCUUCAAGGCUGAAAACCACCGUAAAAAGGAAAAAAGUGAAAGGUAAAAAGUUCAGAAAGCUUUGAGGUGAACGCACAAAACUUCUAAAUGGAUACACUUCUUUCUCCUCGUAAUUUAAAAGCUGCCGAAGAAGACAUGAACCCUACAAACGGAACUCCUCAAUCGAUCACAAGCUCUGAAAAUGUUACAAGCGUUUGGUUUUGGACAAUUGCUGGGGUAAUCAACCUUCUCAUCUUUUCAGCUAACGGUCUCCUCGCUUACGUUAUCAUUAAAGCACAGAGACUUCAUCACUCUGCCAACUGGUUUAUUUUAUCACUUGCCGUGUCCAAUUUUCUGUCGGGUCUCUUUGUAAUCCCUUCGUGUAUGAUUUGCAACCUUUGGUUAUCAUGUUACGAUGACGUGCGCUUUAUUCUUCUUGAUCUUGUCGUUUAUGUUUCCAUUGCUAACGUCAGCGUUAUGAGUCUUGAUCGUUUGGCUGCAGUGGAACUCCCUAUGAGGUAUCAGUCUAUGGUGGCACCCAGAUUUAAAUUGUGGAUUCUGUUUGCUUGGCUUGUUCCCGUCGUCGUUUCAAUUGUCCCACUAUGUUGGAUGUUUGCCGAAGCUGGUUCAACCAUAGUGAAAAUUAACAAGAUAUUUCGCGCAGUGCAACUUGUCGUCUUCGAACUUUUGCCUUGUGCAAUAAUGGUCAUUGUCCACGGUCGUAUUUUUAUAAUACGCCGAAAACACUCAAGACAAAUUCAACAUCAACGAACUCAGCUUAACUUAGAAACCCAAUUUUCUAGUGAAAGUGUGGGCCGCUCUAAUUUUCGAACGGAAAAGUCGGUGGGAGUUAUUGCCUUCUUAGUGUUUUUCUUUGUGCUUUGUUGGAUUUUCUCCUUGGUUCUAACUUCCUGCAAGUAUUUUGAGGUUUGUAAAGUGUCUCGAGAAGCUCUGAUCGCUUCUUCGUUACUGGUUUUUGUAAACCCCGCUGUGAAUCCUUUGAUAUGCUUGUUUUUGAAGACAGACAUUCGCAAAGAGGUACGGAGAUUGUUAAGAUUUUGAAUGGUUGUGUCAAAGAUGGACGAAGCUGGUUAUAAAUGCUACUAUUUACGUACGUGACCGCCAGCACGAACGCCAAGAUAACGUUUAACAAUUGAUAGGAUGGAUUGAGCAAUACAGUACUUCCUACAGUACCACUGUAUUUAGUUUCUUAGUGAUUGUUAUGGAAGAAAGGAAUGCUUGUUUACGAGUUUAAUAGUAAAUAUAGUCUAUUUCUUGAAGCUCUGUCUCACGCGUGUCACUUUAUCUUUCUUUAUUAUGAUACAAAAACAAGAACACAUAAUCAAUUUUUUUAGUUGUACUGACUUAACAAGUUUUAAAACCCUAACCCGAGACAAUGGCAGUUGCUACAUAAGAGAACCAAUAGCAUCACAGGAUUUCGACAGCUGAAUGCCACUCCGCCACAGAUAACGCUUAAAUCAAAUGGCAACGCAUCACACCCGCCCUUAUUUACGAUAUUACGACCUGGAAUAGCAUCCAAAUUCACACGUAGACACGUAAAUUUUAUUGUCUGGCUUCCCAAGAUGAGUUGACGAGACCUAGUUCCCAGGCUAAUCUUUUUUGUUUCUUUUCCCAAAGAACACUGGUAAUGUGGUUGAAGUUGACGUUAAAAAGUAUUUUAAUGAAAGCGGAGCGAAAAGCGGUGUUUUGAAAACGAGCACGGGGCAUGGGUUAAAUAAUUCUGGCCACCAUCAGACUUUUCAUGGGCAAGUUUGUCAAAAACGCUUCUUUACUGAGUGAGCAUCUGCAGGCGGCCUGGAAACUAAUUCGCGCGCGGAAGGUUUCAUUCGAUUUUUGCGCGCGGAGUUUUUCCCUCUGUGUCGUGUGCACAUUUUGCAUUCGUAAAAUGCGCUAACGGCGCAUUUUAAAAAGUUCACAAAAAACUGCCUAACGGUAAAUUCCGCGCGGGAUUACAAGGAGAAAUCAAGUAAAGGUAAGUUGUUUUCCGGGUAGAUGACAUCAUCUUCGGUGUCCUGUUGCCUUGAGUGAGGUGGGUGGGCUUCUAAAAACUCUUCAAGACUUCAGGUGAAUCAGUCUGUACACAUGUCCGACUUUGAUAUGGCGCACAAUUUCGAUUAAGGCAAUUGAAUAUGGUUAUUACCCCUUUAAUCUAUGUAAAUUAUUAAAUUUCUAGAAUUGCAGCAUAAAUCAAUUUUCCCUUUUUUUGUCGUGAAACUUUUAUGUGGUUAGUUUUUAGUGCUUUAAUCAGGUUAGUUUUUAACCCCCCAUUAGCUCGUAAGGAAAUGUUGGCAGUAAGGUGUCAGGCAAUUUUUUGUCCAACUAGAUAAAGACGUCCUAUCCAUGCAAACUGCAAAGUUCUUAUUGAAACAAUGACCUUUAUUUCUAAGAAUUUAUUUUUGUUUUCAUUUGAAAGUUUUUCGUCUAUUGUGUUUGUCAAAUUUAUAUCAUCUCGGAGAUCAAGUGUUUCGCAAAUAGUAGGGAGCUUAAGCAGCGACGUUUUCGAGCGACGCACGUCAACCGGAAGUGAGGUAUUUUCCCUCUUAACAUGCCUUGAUGAUAUAAAAUUUGUAUUCCUUAGCUUCUUUACUUUUAUAGAGGCGAUUUGACUGAAAAUUUGCGCGAAACCACCGUCAAAAAAUGAAAAAAAGCCACUUCCGGUUGACGUGCGUCGCUCAAAAACGUUGUUGCUUAAGCUCCCUAGUAUGAAUCUUGCGAUGGUAAUAAGAAUUUUGUUUGGGAAAAGGCUGUUAAGGAAAUUCCUCAAGUCAUGAUCACACUACAAAACGAUAUUGUAAUAAUGUAACCGUCAACACCAAGACGUAAUUAUUUUACUAAUUUCUGUUUGUUGCCAGUGUAAAACCUCCCCUUGGUGUAGUGUACCCUUCGCGGACAUUGUUGAUACGUUAGCUCUCAAAAAGGAGUGGCAUUGAAAAGACCUUUUGGUUUGGACUAGUCAAACAAGGUCGACCUCUCUUUCUAGCUAAAGUACGAACAAGUGGGAGUUUUUGACAGAAAGAAGGCAACACUGUGUUUUAUGAUUCUUCUUGAGUAAGCAUGUUUUUGCAACGUGUUUAAUUUCAAGCUGUUCUUGUCCUCUCUUAUCAGAAAAGAAGAAGUGACAUGGCCUCUGCCUCUUCCUCAACCGAUCAAACUCAGAAGGAAACAGCCCCUGUCAGCCCGGCUAUGUCGCAUUCACCAGCUGGAGAGAACCAUGUGACCACGGCAAUAAACAGCAACACUCAAAAUUCAGCUACCGGCAAGUUAUUCUAGAGAGGCAGUAGGAAACUUAAGCAAAGAUGUUUUUGAGCCACGCACUUUAACCCGAAGUGUACACCGUAAUUUUUAGGGAGUUAUUGUAGCUCCAAAAAUGGAGUAAAAAUUUUAGGUACAGCAUAACCCCGUUUUGGGGGUUUCUUUAACUCCUAAUUUAGCUCCUAAUUUGGGGUCAUUUUUACUCCUGAAAAAGAGUUCUUUUUACUCCCAGUCUGGAGUUAAAAUAGCUCCGAAAUGGGGUUAUUACAAGAGUUGUUUUUACUUUUUUUGGAGUUAAUUUAACUCUGGAAGUGGAGUAAAAAUAUUAGGUACAGGAUAACUCCUUUUUUGGGGUUAUUUUAACUCCUCAAUAUCUGGGGUCACUUUUACUCCUGAAAAAGAGUUCUUUAAACUCCUAUUUGGAGUUAAAAUAACUCCCCAAAAAAUAACUCCACUGUAAGGAGUUAAAUUAGCCCCACUAGAGGAGUUAUUAUAACUCCUUGAAAAUUACUGUGUACUUCUUACACACGGGCGUGGCACAAAAAUCGCCUUUGCUUAAGCUCCCUAUCCCCCGACUGGGAUGAACUUGGGUAAGAAUAGUGUAGAGUUGAGAUCAGCUCUAAACACAUUCAGACUAUCCAACCUUCUGGGUAUGUAAAAUCGGGAUAUUUUUUUACCAUCCAGGAAUAACACGAGCGCCAAUGGCGCGAACCGCUAAGGGGGUCUGGGGACAUCUGCGUAGUCGAACUAUUUUCUGUAGUUUGUCUUGAAAGACUUAUUACAAAGCAAGUUCGUUAAAGACGGACAGCAAACAACCUUUGCCGAUGGAUGGUUAUGCGGUAAUGCUUGUAAUUAUAAAAGAGGACAAACAGUUUUUUGUCAAGACGAACUACUCUGACUCUGACUUUCCACGUCUAAAAGGAGUAACAAGGAGUUUAUCGUAUCAUUUGAUUUUGACCUUUGCUCGCCGUGUUAAAUACAGAGUUCUUGCCCACCGCCAAGAUAAUGUACCUACGGUCACUAGUCGGUGCGCCAACGCGCUUAUAACUCACUCACCUACACAAUACACUACACCGAGAAUGAGCCAACUUCUUUCCUGCGGAAAAAUUUCAUAGAGGUAAAUUUUUAUUUGGUAUUCCAAUGUGCUUAAAGGAAAUUAUUCAACCAGGCGUCUCAUUAACUUUUCACAUUUUCUUUGUAUUUUCUUUCCAGCUUUUCCCAUUAGCGUAAAGUGUUCCCUAGAGAGUGCAAACCUUAGGCCCAAAGCACUCGUUUUUCCUUCAGGAAUAGCUUUUGACUAUGAAAAUUUUCCAAAAAUUGUCUCCAUAUGCUGGCCAGUUAUCACUGAUCCGAGUGGAAACAAAGUCAUAGUAAGAGAUGGACCUACCCGUGAAAGCGUGUCUAACAACGAUGCAGUUGUGCCAUCGAGUUGUCUUAGCAUUAGAGACGGAGCAUCCAGUUUUAGUUGGGGCAAACCUGAGAAUAAACCUGGCGCACCGUUCAUAAAUUCGCCUGUUGGUUCAUCAUAUAACAACACGAAGGUGCAGAAUGACAACAGUGAUGCUUUUCCAACGAAUACAUCUAGUCCUCUUCGGAUACCAACAUUAGCUCAACCAUGCGAGUGCCCAAUUCAUACUCAAGGCAUGUGUAAUGGUCCAAGACAACAACACGUUGAAAUAAGUGCUCAAAUUCUGCUUAGUGAAAACUCUGCAAAUUAUAAUAACAAUGACGAUGCAACUGUUCCUGUGAUGAAGAAUCAAAGCUAUCCUUCUGAGUCUAACUCAAACCACGAGGCAUUGUGUUUGCCGCAUUAUGUAACAGGAUCAUUGAGCCAAACCAGGGAAAAGGAGCCGGUCUUUGGCCAGGUUCUGGUCAGCCCCGACAGCAAACACCCUGGCUGCAAUCCGGCGAUUAUUCGUAAAAUCCUGCCGGUGAAACAACCCUUGCGAGUCAAGCCUCUGCACGUUUCGUUUUGUUUACCGAGUGAUCCAAAGCCGGCAGGCGUGGGGGGAUUACCUACGUCUACUACAGAUCAGGAGGUAAAAGAGAUUCCAUGUUCAAUCAACCGCUCUGACAAACAAACCAGCAACACUGAAGCACCCAGGAAUAAUGAAAUGCAGGAGAGUAUUGAGGUAAAUGUUUACAGUAAAGCCUGGUCAAGCGUACCCCCCCCCCCCCCCCCAAGAUUAAUUUAUUAUUCGAAAGUUGAAUCUGCGGGUAGUUGUAUAUUUCAGAUUCAUCUCUGCAUUCUUGCUUGCGUAAUGAGCCGUGAAUUCACACGCGAGGCAGUUACGAAAUUUCUACCGGCUCAGUUUCCCUGAAUUUGUUGUAAAAAUUAAUGUCGUCUAAGAAAUUUAAUCCAUGAAAAGAUUUUCAAUCUGACCAAAUACAGAAAAGUUCUCGUAAAAUAUUCACUGUACAUUACGCAUGCGGGAAUGCUGAUUUGAAUUUGACACUAGUUACGGGAACGACUAACUGAUUCGUUUUUCAAAUAAUCAAUUCAUUAAUACAAUCUCGUGGGGAACGUUUGACCUGCCUUGACUGUAAUGUUAUUUUUAUGUAGUUGUAGUGACUUCCAACAACUCGUACUCCCAUAUAGGAACAAAAAUACAUGCAUAUCUCAAAGUGAAGGCCCACUUUCGUCUAAAAAGUUUUACGGCCAUUAUUUCCGAUCGGCUGUUUUGUCUUGAAAAGCUGAAAUUACUUGAUGUUGACCAUUGCAAUUAAAUGACAUGUUUUCAUAUAUGAAAAGUUUUUCUUCGGCGCACAAUACCUUUGCAGUGGAAGUGUCUCUUAAAAAGCUUAAAUAGAAAGCAAUCGUGUACAGAGUGUCCUCAAACAAAAGCGUUUUCUUCGGAGAAAAUUGAAAAUGUAUUUUGCAAUAAUUUAAUGAUAUCAGUAUUUCCAAUAAUUUAACAUGCCUUUUUUAUGAGGAGUAAAGAAACCUCUCCGGCUGAUGCCGUGCGUGGCAACCAGAAACCGAAGGUUAUCCAUUUCCUGUCUUAACUUAAAUUUAAUCCUAUAUUUGACGAUAGGUGUCUUGUCAAAUUUAAUCAAUAGAUUUUGUUCUAUCUGUUAUUAGUAGAAACCAUAAAGCAUACUGUAUACAGGCUUACUUAUGUUCAACACUCUCCUUCGUAGCUCAGUUGUCUUGCAUUCUUUGUUGCCUUGCAUUGGUUUCGAAUCAUGUCAGGGACGUAGACUUUUUCUUUGAGCCACUUUCUUGAUAUUAGUAGUAAUAACAUUGCUCUCCUUUAUGAUCAAUAGGCUGAUUUACCAACAGAACGGGAACGUCAGUUGAUGACAGCGCGCGCAAAUCAAACAACUGGCUUGACCAAUGGCAGAGCGGCAAAUUGAGCACCGGAAGUCGUGUUUAGUCCUUUCCGCGCGCUUUCCCGUCGUCAACUGACGUUCCCGUUCUGUUGCUAAAUCAGCCUAUUAGGGAGCUUAAGCAAACUUAAAAAGACGUUUUUGAGCGACGCACGUCAACCGGAAGUGUGGCCUUUUCCUUCUUAGUAUGCCUUGAAGCUUUCAAAUUUGAAUUGCUAGGUGUCUUUAACCUUACAAGGCCGAUUUGUCCAUAAAUUUGGGCAACACCAUUACCCAAUGACGCAAAACGUCCACUUCCGGUUCACUUGCGUCGCUUAAAAACGCCUUUGCCUAAACUCCCCGAUGUUUUACUUAAGAUGUUUUCUUUGUUUUGCAGGAAAGUGAACUGACAAUGAAAGAUCCUUGCGAAAGCCUCAAAUGCAAGAGAGCAAUGGACCAUGUAGCAAUUGAAAAUAUGGACGGUCCAUCCGAAGUAACCAAUGCAAAAACCUUAAAACCCUCAGACGAGUCAUUUGUGCUUUAUUCCCCAUCUGAAGAUGAGGAUCAAUUUGUGCAACAGUCUACGGAAAACGAACAUCCAUCUACCGGAAGUUCAGUUCAUUCUGCUACAAUACCCCAACAAAAUGUUGAAUUUAGUAAUAAGCAGGAGAAUGUCAGGGACCUCAUCUCCAGGAUUCGUUGCAUAAAGAGUAAACUACAUCGAGCAGAAUGCGAGCAAAGAAAGAAGCAGAUGUUAAAAAACAUUUUGGUCUUACAGAAAAGAGUCAAAGCUCUUACUAAAGGAAUGCGCAAAGGGAAAAUAGACCCCGUCAAAAUAGACGAACAGACGGGCAAUUCAGCAAACAACAACAACGAUGAAUCAAUUUCCAGUCAAGAAUCACCGGAAGUAAGCUGCGUUCAGUCAAACUCAAAUGGGACAAAUGUGGAGACGGAAGUUGGUCCUGUAGUCAGCGAUGAAACUGAGACAAUAAAUGAGGAAAGAGAGACUGCGAAAAGUAAGGUGUUGUUUUGUGAAUGAAAUUUCUGUUGUAACUGAUGAUUACCAAGAGGCAACCCAAGCUCGGUAUUUGAGCGCUUAGUGAUACAAUAAUAUUCAUUCUUUCGGCACCUUUCCAAAAGUUUAGCCUUAAGACGUCUAUGCAAAACUUGGCAGUUCAACCCACCAACUAAUUGUGCUUUUAGUUGUUGUUUGAUUUCUGUCCAUCCAUCUAUCGUUACCAAAUUUUUUUUCCUUCUGUAGGUGAACUUCCAUUUUUACCUGACCGUGAUCAACAAAACCCAAAGGUAGCCACUCAAAAAAAUUGUCUAAAUGGUGACGAACUUAUUAUUCCAUUGGUCGACAUUCUGCUCAACACUUCCAACGAAGCUGGGACGAACAAACCGCAAGACAUGGGUGAACUGAAACCUUCGGCCUUUUAUAGUGCUGACAAUGCUGAAAACAAGGAGUUCGGUGGUAGCAACUUAGGGAAAGGCGAUGAUUCAGGUGUUACACGAAGGGAAUUUAUUGUGACAUUACCAAGUGGAACUCGACUGGCAUCUUCAUCUGAAACUUCGAGAAAAAGGUCUUUCCCUUCGUCCAAUGUUGAUGAAUACUCAUUUCAGGGAAGUGAGUGCGUUGUAGCGUCCAAGAAAAUAAAACGUUUAUCCCCAUCCGGCAAUGAGGCACCUGAAGUAUGUUAUUCCUUUCAAGACGCCUUACACCGCAGUAAGAAUGUCACAGAAGAUAGGAUAUCAGAACAUCUUACACUAGUUGAUAAGGAUAACGUCAACGGUGACAUGAAACAUGAUAAAACGAGUGUGACAGAGAACGAAAUAACAGUCAUGUAUGAAGGGAAUAGGAAAAGUGCUUAUUGCUGUUGGGGUAACAAUGUCAAGUACGAUUCUCGAGGUGUCACACAAUCUGCUGCCUUGGGAAGUCUCGUGUUAAAUGACGUUAGUGAACUCAAGGGUUGUUCAAGAGAUUUUGAUAAGGAUUCUUCCCAAAGAGAAAUAUUUAAUGUGGCACUAAUAAAGGAGACUGAUAGUUAUGCCUCUGCUUUAUGUAAACUUAAAGGCAAAUGUGUCGAGAAAGAAGAUUCUGCAGAGAUUUUGGCGGAAAAUUUAGCGCCGAUUGAAGAUGAAGAAAACCUCACCAAGCAAAGGACGAUAAAUGUGUGCGAAGACGAUGAAUUAGGGGAAACCUCAAAUCUAUUUCUUGGUUCUGAAAUUCUUUCUCACAAUGUUCAAAUUGUCACCCAAGAUGCAGAAAAUGGAACUAGUUUAACAGUAACUCGAACCAAUGCGACACCAAACAAAAUAACCGACGAGGAAUCGAUAACUAUUGCAAGUCACCACCCACAGCGAGAGACACGUUUGGUAUCGAGCCACAGUAAGGAUACGCAGAUGUUUAGAGAGGAAGAGAAUACAUUUCCCGAUUACAGUGUGCAGGGACAGGAAAACCCAAAUGCGAUCAACAUAGAAGAAGUAGGACCACCCAGACUGGUUUUGGUCGAUCGACUCUUGGAUGAACGUGUGGCAGGCAAAGUCUACGAAUUCCAUGAGAGUGUUGAGCAAGGUAAUUUUGAGUGAGAGCUUAUCUGUUUAAACAAUAAUUCUGAUUUCCGGAAAGUGACCAAAAUAAACGACAAACAAAUAGAAAUCAAAUGCGUCUGAUAAAACGCUAGUAGUACUUGCAGAGACUGUAGUAUCCGUAAAUAAGGUGUGAAUUGGAGGCAAGCUCUCGAUAGCUAAUUAAGUCUAGAAGUAAUCUCAAUUUAUAUUACGCCUUGAUUGCGCUUUCUGUUAGCUUGGUGCGUUAUUUGUUUGCUUAUCGUGUCAAUGUUACAACGUUUUCUUAAAAACAGCCGUGAAUGAUGAUGAAACCUUUUUGUUCGGCCAAAUAAUUUGCUCAACCUCAUAAAGGCAUUACAGUGCCGUUUUUAACUUUUAUUCUGCCUUAAAUACAUGAUAUAGCCAGCAUCAUACCAUCGCUUUUUAACACGCGAGUCUCAUAAAUUUCAAGCCUUCAACGUUAGGACGACUGUCCGUGCAGACAGUAGGUAUUGAUAAAAUGUUAUGCGUUGUUAAGCCUGUGCUCCAGUAUGUUAAGCGCGAAGUAGUAUGGAAAAAAACGAAUUAUCCUUUCCGUGCAAAAGCCAGGGUUACGGAUGGUAUUAUAAAAGGGCAUUAUGAAUCUACACUGGUGAAAAGAAAGAUUCAUUCCCAAGUAUACUACUAUCGAGGUAUUUCUCCUUAGUUUCAAGUUAUUGAAAUACUGCGUUUUCAUCGAAGGUCACGCUGGUGCAGCAGUUGAGAUCAGCAACGUAUUUGGUAGUAUGAACAACCGAAUUGAGGAAAUCGUGAGAGAAGAAGAGCAGACUCGGCUCACAGGCCACAAACCUUUCUCAGAAGAAACUCAGGGCAUUUCCUCGGCAUUUGACCGUGCUUCACCCUUGGUCCGUGAUAACAAUGAUAAAGAGCUUUUCAGCUUCUCACUGCAAAGAGUUGUGAAAGAGGAAGAAACCCAAGAGUUAACAAGUCCUUCCGUGCACAAUUCGACUGAAAGCUCAGAAGAAAUUGAUUUGAUGCAAAGUAUACAGAUUCGUCGCGCGAGAAUUUUGAAUCUGACGGAAAAGAGAGAUAGACUUUUGAAUUUGGCCGGGCUCAGAACGAAUCGUUUGUAA